GGUUGCUCUCCCGGGCGGAAGCGGAAGGGGCGGGGCGGGGCUCCGCGGGACAAGACGCCAGCGCUGUCGCCCCUGCCGCCGCCUCCACAGUCAGUGCGGGCUGGGCCACAGAGGCAAGAUGGUGGAUUACAGCGUGUGGGACCACAUUGAGGUGUCCGACGAUGAAGACGAGACGCACCCCAACAUCGAUACGGCCAGCCUCUUCCGCUGGCGGCACCAGGCCCGGGUGGAGCGCAUGGAGCAGUUCCAGAAGGAGAAGGAGGAGCUGGACAGGGGCUGCCGCGAGUGCAAGCGCAAGGUGGCUGAGUGCCAGCGGAAGCUGAAGGAGCUGGAGUUGGCCGAGGGUGAGGGCAGCAAGGCAGAGCUGGAGCGGCUACAGGCGGAGGCCCAGCAGCUGCGCAAGGAGGAGCGGAACUGGGAGCAGAAGCUGGAGGAGAUGCGCAAGAAGGAAAAGAGCAUGCCCUGGAAUGUGGACACACUCAGCAAAGACGGCUUCAGCAAGAGCAUGGUCAAUACCAAGCCUGAGCAGGCAGAAGAGGAGUCAGAGGAGGUGAGGGAGCAGAAACACAAGACCUUCGUGGAGAAGUAUGAGAAACAGAUCAAGCACUUUGGCAUGCUCCGCCGCUGGGAUGACAGUCAGAAGUACCUGUCAGACAAUGUCCACUUGGUGUGUGAGGAGACAGCCAACUACCUAGUCAUCUGGUGUAUUGACCUAGAGGUGGAGGAGAAGUGUGCACUCAUGGAGCAGGUGGCCCACCAGACCAUUGUCAUGCAGUUCAUCCUGGAGCUGGCCAAGAGCCUGAAGGUGGACCCCCGCGCCUGCUUCCGGCAGUUCUUCACUAAGAUUAAGACGGCCGACCGCCAGUACAUGGAGGGCUUCAAUGACGAGCUGGAGGCCUUCAAGGAGCGUGUGCGCGGCCGUGCCAAGCUGCGCAUCGAAAAGGCCAUGAAGGAAUACGAGGAGGAGGAACGGAAGAAGCGGCUCGGCCCCGGUGGCCUGGACCCCGUGGAAGUCUAUGAGUCCCUCCCCGAGGAACUCCAGAAAUGCUUUGACGUGAAGGAUGUGCAGAUGCUCCAAGACGCCAUCAGCAAGAUGGACCCUGCGGACGCGAAGUACCACAUGCAGCGCUGCAUCGACUCUGGCCUCUGGGUCCCCAAUUCAAAGUCCAGCGAUGCCAAGGAGGGAGAGGAGGCAGGCCCCGGGGACACGGAUACCUUGCGGGAAGCCGUCAAGCCAGGCGAGGAAAAGGAUGUCAGCGCGUGACUCAGCCCAACCGCCACCCACUUGCCUGCAGGCUCUGUGCACCCCUUUUCAAAAAAUGGAAAUAGAUGCCAUUGCCCUAGCUCCUGGCUUCUUCCACUUUCACUGUGUCCCCCCAACCUGGGGGACCUGCCCCCUCAUGCACCCACCCCUCAGUGCUCAUCCAAGUCUUGCUUUGAGUCAGGGGGCUUCACUGCCUGCAGCUCCCCCAUCAGCUUUAUGCCAAAGGCCCAGGGGUCCAGAAAGGGGCAGAGGUCGCCAGGCUGGUCCAUGAGAAGGGGAGAGGGUCCCUAGCUGGGGGGCCUGCUCCAGUCAAUGUGGGCUCUGGUUCUACUGUUUGUCCACUGUCGAGUCUUCUAUAUGGAAACAGCAGUGAUUUUCCAAUAAAGGAUUUCACGUGCUCCACAGGGCCUCGCAAGGGCUGUUGGCACAGCUCUUCUCUUGGGAGGGUGGGGAGGAACCUGGUGAGUGUUGGUGGCUGGGCCUGUGACACCCGUGCUUUGUCCUCCAGCUAUCUGGGUGACUCCCUCUGUGCUCACUCCAGGCACUUGCUGUUCCACUGCCUGGAACACUCUUCCAUCAAAGUUUUUACCUAUCCCCCUCCCCCACCUACUUUUCAGUCCUUGACUUACCUUAUUCCUCCAAGUCCCCUUUCUCCUCCAGGUCUCACCUUCCGCAUGGGCAGCUCUGCCUCCAAAACCGAUCUUCGGUCUGACCACUGCCCUUUGUCCACAUGGCUUCCACCCUGGUCCAGGUCCCCAUCACCUCUGGCCUGGACACCUGCCUCAUACUGAACCCCAACAGGCAGUGGCCAGAGGGUUCCCAUGAAUGCACGACUCGGGGCACGUCCCUCCCUAAGAGCAGAAGCCAAAAGCCCUCCCCGGGCUCACCAGGCCCUGCACUAUAUGCCCAGUCACCUCCCUACCCUCAUCUCAUGUCCUCCCUCCACUCCCUCCUUGCUGAUCCAUGAGCACUUUAUCAGUGUGGAUUUGGGCAACUCAGCCUCAGUGUCCCCCUCUGUACAAUGAGAGGAAUGGUAGUACCUUCCUCCCAGGGUUGUGAUAAAAGGUGAUGAUGCUACAGGCAUGCAGGCACCUGGCACUUAGGCGCUCAAAAUAUGGGCCUUGAUGUGUUCCUGUCCCUCUGCCUAAACACCCUUCCCUGCAGUCUUCGAGUGGGGCUUCUUUUUAAAAAGAAUGAAAUAUUUGGGCCUCAGGAAAGGCCUUAAAGAAUAGUACAAUGAUCAAGGACACAUCACCUUACACAUGAAAUAAACCAGUGAAGCCCUCUGCCCACACCUGUGGGACACCACCCCCAGCAGCUGCUUGUCACUCAGACCAGAGCUCAGUUCCACCUCCUCCCAGAAGCCCUCCUUCCUCUGCUUUCUGAGUUGCCCUUCCUGCCCAGCCAGGCAGCUUGUCUCACCUACCCAAGCGCUUGGUUUUGCUGACCUGUGUAUUGUCUCCCUUAUGCUGUGAUGGCCACCAGGGUACAAACCCAGUCUUUCUAGUCCCUGAGAUAUUCACAGUGCCCAUAAGAGGUCCUUGGCACACAGCAGGCUCUACGUAAAUACUGUAUUUGCCAAAGGUAAGGGCCCCAGAAUGUCGGCGUGCCUAAGCUGGCCACCACCAGGGGGCAAUAGUGAGCUGCAAACCAGAAGGCAUCACCCACUGCUUUUCGUGUGGAUGAAAAAGUAUUGUGGGGGUGGCAAUCCUAAGGUCCUGGAUAAACCUCAGCCAUCCAGGACUGUCAACUUGUUAAUUCUUUACUGUGAAAACUUACAGAGAUAAUCCAUAUUUCAGAUUUUUCCUUUUGCCUCAGGCUCCACUAUAACCCAGCACUGUUAGUGAUUCUUAAAAUUUCGAUACUUUGUUCAUGGACUUUUUUCAUGCUAAUUGUGCUUUUUGAAAAUAUUGCAUUAAAGUAUUUAUCUUGGUUACUGA
Hipposideros armiger (great roundleaf bat) is the source of this 3204-nucleotide messenger RNA. It is a transcript of the gene CDC37, whose product is annotated as cell division cycle 37, HSP90 cochaperone. The transcript is spliced from 8 exons. Bases 119 to 1264 code for a protein of 381 amino acids. NCBI's taxonomy places the organism in Eukaryota, Metazoa, Chordata, Mammalia, Chiroptera, Hipposideridae. Gene Ontology annotation, molecular function: heat shock protein binding; protein kinase binding; protein-folding chaperone binding. Gene Ontology annotation, biological process: protein folding; protein stabilization. The record is from RefSeq and is a predicted model, not a curated record. Gene Ontology annotation, cellular component: cytoplasm.